Messenger RNA from Vicugna pacos (alpaca), 1787 nucleotides. RefSeq names its product apoptosis inhibitor 5-like. Gene Ontology annotation, molecular function: RNA binding. Gene Ontology annotation, cellular component: nucleus. Gene Ontology annotation, biological process: negative regulation of apoptotic process. The record is from RefSeq and is a predicted model, not a curated record. NCBI's taxonomy places the organism in Eukaryota, Metazoa, Chordata, Mammalia, Artiodactyla, Camelidae.
CGGGUCGCAGGCUUGGAGAACUUCCGAGGCGGCGGUGGCGCCGGCGACGACGAGGACAGCAGGAGCGGGCCCUGGGCUUUUCGCUCACCAUGCCGACCGUGGAGGAGCUUUACCGCAACUAUGGCAUCUUAGCCGAUGCCACGGAGCAAGUGGGCCAAAUGAAAGACUUACGGUUUCAUUAUUCACAUAAAGAUGCCUAUCAAGUGAUAUUGGAUGGUGUCAAAGGUGGUACCAAGGAAAAAAGAUUAGCAGCUCAGUUUAUUCCGAAAUUCUUUAAGCAUUUUCCAGAAUUGGCUGAUUCUGCUAUCAAUGCACAGUUAGACCUCUGUGAGGAUGAAGAUGUAUCAAUCCGACGGCAAGCAAUUAAAGAGCUGCCUCAAUUUGCCACUGGAGAAAAUCUUCCCCGAGUGGCAGAUAUACUAACCCAACUCUUGCAGACAGAUGACUCUGCAGAAUUUAAUUUAGUGAACAACGCCCUAUUAAGUAUAUUUAAGAUGGAUGCAAAAGGGACUUUAGGUGGCUUGUUCAGCCAAAUACUUCAAGGAGAGGACAUUGUUAGAGAAAGGGCAAUCAAAUUUCUUUCCACAAAACUUAAGACUUUACCAGAUGAAGUCUUAACAAAGGAAGUAGAGGAACUUAUACUAACUGAAUCCAAAAAGGUUCUAGAAGAUGUGACUGGAGAAGAAUUUGUCCUGUUCAUGAAGAUACUUUCUGGGUUAAAAAGCUUACAGACAGUGAGUGGAAGACAGCAACUUGUAGAGUUGGUGGCUGAGCAGGCUGACCUGGAACAAACCUUCAAUCCCUCGGAUCCUGACUGUGUGGACAGGCUCUUACAGUGCACUCGGCAGGCAUUUCCCCUCUUCUCUAAAAACGUGCAUUCCACAAGGUUUGUGACUUACUUCUGUGAGCAAGUUCUCCCUAACCUUGGUUCCUUGACUACCCCAGUGGAGGGUCUUGAUAUACAGUUGGAGGUAUUGAAACUGUUGGCCGAAAUGAGUUCAUUUUGCGGUGACAUGGAAAAGCUAGAAACAAAUUUAAGGAAACUGUUUGAUAAGUUAUUGGAGUACAUGCCUCUCCCUCCAGAAGAAGCAGAAAAUGGAGAGAAUGCUGGUAAUGAAGAGCCUAAGCUGCAGUAGCUGCAGUACUUUGCACGGGGCCUGCAGGUUUAUAUCAGACAACUUCGCUUGGCUCUCCAGGGUAAAACGGGUGAGGCUUUAAAAACAGACGAGAACAAGAUUAAAGUUGUUGCAUUGAAAAUAACAAAUAAUAUCAAUGUUUUAAUCAAGGAUCUCUUCCACAUUCCUCCUCCUUACAAGAGCACAGUAACAUUAUCCUGGAAACCUGUACAGAAGGUUGAACUUGGGCAAAAGAGAGCCAGUGAAGAUACAACUUCAGGUUCACCACCCAAGAAAUCUUCAGCAGGACCAAAAAGGGAUGCCAGGCAGAUUUAUAAUCCUCCUAGUGAAUAUAGCAGCAAUUUGGGCAACUUUAAUUAUGAGCAGAGAGGAGCCUUCAGGGGAAGUAGAGGUGGCCGAGGUUGGGGAGCACGAGGAAAUCGUAGUCGGGGAAGACUCUACUGAACAAGAUGUCACAUUCUUCAGCAUUGCCAUGAGCUUAAUAUACUAAAAUUGUACUUCUCAUUGGAUUGCCGGGGAUAUCCCUUUAAAAAGACUGCUGCCUUCAGCUAAAAAUUUAAUGUUCUUUAUACCUUUGUAUGUAUGAUCUACUUUUGUAACAGACCAUGGUUGUGUCCAAGGUAAAAACCACAAUGAUAUUUUUGGAUGCUU